CCUCCUGGCUGUUACCCUCCUGCAGUGCAAAGGGCUAAUCUGCGUGUUCCUCCCACUAUUUGAGCGACAAGGCUGCACAUUGUGCUCAGACCGGCCAGCCAGCCAGCCAAGGUUACACAGUCGCUUCUCUCUCCCGCCUGUAAGCAGUCCGCGGUACACAGCUGCAUCUCUUCAUCCACAUUCAACAUCUAACGCGACCGGACCGCCGGGGGACUUUAUGGUGACAAAUGGAGACCAUUAAUCAUAAACUAAACACAUACUUUGAGACAUGGAUGGGUCCCAGAGAUCAGCGGGUGCAGGGAUGGCUGCUGCUCGACAACUACCCACCAACCUUUGCACUCACAGUCAUGUACCUUCUGAUCGUGUGGAUGGGACCCAAGUACAUGAAAAACAGGCAGCCGUACUCCUGCAGAGGCCUCCUAUUGCUCUACAAUCUGGGCCUCACAGUCUUGUCCUUCUACAUGUUCUAUGAGCUUGUUACUGCUGUGUGGUACGGUGGCUACAACUUCUACUGCCAGGACACUCACAGUUCACCGGAAGCAGAUAAUAAGAUCAUGAAAGUCCUGUGGUGGUACUACUUCUCCAAGCUCAUUGAGUUCAUGGACACCUUCUUCUUUAUACUACGGAAGAAUAAUCACCAGAUGACAUUUCUCCAUGUCUACCACCAUGCUAGCAUGCUGAAUAUCUGGUGGUUUGUUGUAAACUGGGUACCCUGCGGCCAUACAUACUUUGGCCCCACCAUAAACAGCUUUGUCCACGUUGUGAUGUAUUCUUACUACGGUCUGUCAGCCAUCCCAGCCAUGCGGCCGUAUCUGUGGUGGAAGAAGUACAUCACACAGUUACAGCUGAUCCAGUUCUUUUUAACCAUCUACCAGACGAUGUGCGCAGCCGUAUGGCCAUGUGGCUUUCCCAAAGGAUGGCUGUACUCACAAACAAGUUACAUGGUCACGCUCAUUUUAUUUUUCUUAAACUUCUACAUUCAGACUUACAAGAAGCAGAGGGGUUCUCUAAAGAAGGAGCAUCACAACAGCUCUCCUGUAUCAACAAAUGGAAAUGCAAAUGGGACGCCAUCUGUGGAGCGCACUGCAUACAAGAAACUGAGGGUGGAUUGACAUUUGAGUAAGCGCCACCUCCAUCUCACUGUAGCGUGUUAGCUAAUGCUGCUAAGAGGUAUUUGGCUCUUCUUAUCUAGAAUAGUUUAGCACUCACUUGAGUGAGUUGAUAUAAAUUGAGAUACUUUCCAUGUUUUUAAACAUGUUCCUACACAUUGAUUAUAUUAAUUAAUAUAGAAUUAAUUUAUUAAUAAAGUAGAGUAUUGUAAUAUGGUUCCACAAUAUUGCCUCCUCUACCCUAUAGAGCAGGGAUCUUCAACAGGGGGUCCGGGACCCCCAGGGGGGCCUCAGCGUCAAGGCACGGGGGCCUCCAAAUUAUUGUUAAUUGUUGUGUGUUAAGUUUUUUUUCAAAAAAAGUAAAAAGACUUAACAUGAAUCUAAGAUAUUAUUAGCAAAUAUAAGUUCCCUCUGAUGAUAAGCUUACUGGCCUAUAGGCAAGGUAGUCACUAAGCCCAAC
Etheostoma cragini (Arkansas darter) is the source of this 1569-nucleotide messenger RNA. It is a transcript of the gene elovl5, whose product is annotated as ELOVL fatty acid elongase 5. The record is from RefSeq and is a predicted model, not a curated record. Gene Ontology annotation, biological process: fatty acid elongation, polyunsaturated fatty acid; fatty acid elongation, monounsaturated fatty acid; very long-chain fatty acid biosynthetic process. Gene Ontology annotation, molecular function: fatty acid elongase activity. The transcript has 8 exons. Lineage: Eukaryota; Metazoa; Chordata; Actinopteri; Perciformes; Percidae. Bases 228 to 1112 code for a protein of 294 amino acids. Gene Ontology annotation, cellular component: endoplasmic reticulum; endoplasmic reticulum membrane.